CACACACACUUCACCAGAAGACUGAAGACUCCUAUCACCACAUUCCUCUCUAAACACAUGUGACAAGUUCAGAGAGAGAGAGUGAGAAAGAGAGGGAGGUAGAGAGAAAGAGAGGGAGGUAGAGAGAAAGAGGGAGUGAAAGAAAAUGUGAAAGAAGGGAACGCUGCCAAAAGGAACUGGAAGUGUCUAAGAGACAAGAUCAGACGAGAGAGAAGAAAGAAAGAGAGAGAGAGAGAGGGGUGAGAGAGAUAAAGAAAGAGAGAGAGAGAGAGAGAGAGAGAGAGAGUUGUGGAUGAUUACAGCAGGGCUUGUUCUUCUGGAUAGAGAGAUUUGAUUGGCUACCAGCUGAGAGGAACAGGUGGAUGUGUGUGUGACGGCAGGUCUUUUGACACACCGUGGCUCUGAGAGACCCCUGUUCACAGCGUCGGGAUUCAGACUAAAGGUCUAUGGCCAGCUGCCUGUACUUCCUCCUCCCAGCAGUAGGGGGCUAUGGCCUGGCGUCGUACUUCCUGUUUAAGCGCCCCCACAUCCUGCACCGCAAGAAACACACAGCAUUCCGCUGCACACACAUCUCACACCGCGGGGGAUGUGGCGAGAGGAUAGAGAGCACAAUGGAGGCUUUCACACAUGCUGUGGAUCAGGGCACAGAGAUGCUGGAGUUGGACUGUCACCUGACUCAGGAUGGUCAUGUGGUCGUGUCACAUGACGAGAACCUACUGAGACAGACAGGAAAUGAUGUCACCAUCUCCUCGAUGAACCUUGAGGACCUUCCCCUGUAUAAAGAGAGACUAGAGGUUACCUUCAACGCAGGUCACUCCAGCUCUGGGUCUGACAGGAAGUUCGCUCUACUGGAGGACGUUUUCCAGAAGUUUCCCAAGAUGCCCGUCAACAUCGAGGUCAAGGAGCACAACCGGCUAUUGAUUGAUAAGGUGUCUGAUCUGGUGAAGCGGUAUGACAGAGAGCACCUCACAGUCUGGGCCUCAACCAGCUCCAGCAUCAUGGAGUCCUGCCGAUCCAGGAACUCCUCCAUGCCCUACAUGUUCACCGUGUCUCGAGGACUUCAGCUCCUCCUCCUCUUCUACAGUGGACUCCUCCCAUUCGUCCCUUUAGGAGAGAGCUUCCUGCAGUUCUAUCUACCACGCGUCUUUAACAGGACAUACAUUCCAGAUUCUUCGACACUGCAGAAUAGAGUGGUGGUGUUUCUGAUUGAAAAGCUGACCAUGAGGAAGUGCUUGUUUGAGCAUCUUAUCAAACGGGGAAUCCAGGUUCAUCUGUUUGUUUGUAACACAGAGGAUGACAUCACCGCUGCGUUCGCUGCUGGAGCAACAGGAGUCAUGACCGACUACCCAACGCUCCUCACACACUACUUACGCUCACACACACACUCCACAUGACACACACACACACACACACACACACACACACACACAGGAGUCAUGACCGACUACCCAACGCUCCUCACACACUACUUACGCUCACACACACACUCCACAUGACACACACACACACACACACACACACAGGAGUCAUGACCGACUACCCAACGCUCCUCACACACUACUUACGCUCACACACACACUCCACAUGACACACACACACACACACACACACACACACACACACACACACACAGGAGUCAUGACCGACUACCCAACGCUCCUCACACACUACUUACGCUCACACACACACUCCACAUGACACACACACACACACACACACACACACACACACACACACACACACACAGGAGUCAUGACCGACUAC
This is a messenger RNA of Clupea harengus (Atlantic herring), 1764 nucleotides long. RefSeq names its product glycerophosphodiester phosphodiesterase domain containing 3a. Bases 447 to 1394 code for a protein of 315 amino acids. Gene Ontology annotation, cellular component: endoplasmic reticulum membrane. Lineage: Eukaryota; Metazoa; Chordata; Actinopteri; Clupeiformes; Clupeidae. The record is from RefSeq and is a predicted model, not a curated record. The transcript is spliced from 11 exons. Gene Ontology annotation, biological process: glycerophospholipid catabolic process. Gene Ontology annotation, molecular function: phosphoric diester hydrolase activity; protein binding; phosphatidylcholine lysophospholipase A1 activity.